AUGGCGCCUUCGUCCACCGGGGACUCCCCCCUUUCUGUCACGACGACCGCGGUGGCAAGCACCGUGAGGCCUUUCUCUGUACCAACCAGGGACGAUUUCUCAAUCGACAUCGCGGUUCCUGCCCUCCCCACCACCAAUGGCCAUGGCUCUUUGAAGUCCCCUCUCAAGUCGCCGACAGCCCUGAAGACCCAGCGCCAAGCCAGCUUCAGCCGGGAAGGCAUUCUCGGCUCUGCACAGAAAACGAGAAACAUGUCGCAGUCAUCAGACAACCGCCAGGAGGCUGUCAGCAUGCAGAAAGAAGGCAGCGAGGAGGGGACCAACCCUCUAAAGCGGAGGAAUACCGACGCCGGUGUCGACUAUCCGCGGAGGCGUGCUACUAUUGCAUGCGAGGUCUGUAGAUCUCGCAAAAGCCGCUGUGAUGGCACGAAACCGAAAUGCAAGCUCUGCACCGAACUUGGCGCUGAGUGUAUCUACCGGGAGCCGGGCAUCAAGCUCGAUGCGGGAGACAAACUCAUCCUUGAACGGUUGAAUCGCAUUGAAAGCCUCCUCCAGCUGAACAUGGUAAACCAGUCAAACGGCGUCAACAUCACCCAGGACUCACCCAGCCUGAGCAACGGCACUGCGCUCAACGGAGAAAGCCUCUUGGUGCCAAACGCCAACGGCAGCUUUCUGUCUGUCAUUCCUAGCAGCGGGAUAGGCACUUGGGCUCCCAACGGGACCAACAUCUCCACGAUGCCCAAGAUCCACACGAAUGCUGCUCUUCAUCUUCUGCAGUGGCCAUUGAUCCGUGAUCUCGUCUCGCGCCCCUACGAUCCGCAGAUCCUGCUUCAGCUCGAAAUGGCCAGAGAACCGCUGCACUCCCUAACCAAAACACCGUGUGUUGAUCUUUCCAAUACAACAGCCUACAUCGAGGCAUACUUCGAGCGAGUUAAUAUCUGGUACGCCUGUGUGAAUCCGUACACAUGGAGGAGUCAUUAUCGGAGUGCGCUGUCGAAUGGUUUUCGUGAGGGCGCCGAAAGCUGCAUCGUCCUCCUGGUCCUUGCGCUCGGCCAGGCUAGCCUGCGUGGCAGUAUCUCCAGGGUCGUGCCACAAGAGGACCCUCCUGGGCUCCAAUACUUCACGGCGGCUUGGGCCCUGCUUCCUGGUAUGAUGACAUCAAACAACGUACUUGCGGCCCAGUGUCACCUCCUCGCAUCCGCCUAUCUUUUCUAUCUUGUUCGACCCCUCGAGGCAUGGAACCUGUUGUGUACUACCAGCACCAAGCUCCAAUUGCUCCUGAUGUCACCCAACCGAAUUCCUUCCGAGCAGAGAGAGCUGACCGAGCGUAUCUACUGGAAUGCCCUGCUGUGCGAGAGUGAUCUGUUGGCAGAGCUCGACCUCCCGCACUCCGGCGUCGUCCAGUUUGAAGAAAACGUCGGCCUACCGGGCGGAUUUGAAGGAGAUGAGAAUGAGGCAGUUGGGCGCGAUGAUCUCUGGUACUUUCUUGCGGAGAUUGCACUGCGGCGGCUGCUGAACAGAGUCAGCCAGCUUCUCUACUCCAGAGACUCCAUGGCAACCACGACGAGUCUGGAACCCGUCGUCGCGGAACUCGACUUUCAACUGACGCAGUGGUAUGAGAGUCUACCGUUGCCACUACAAUUUCCCUUCUCGAGGACGAUGCUACCGGAUCCGAUCCAGACCGUCUUACGCCUACGAUUCUUCGCGUGUCGGACCAUCAUCUACAGGCCAUAUAUCCUUGUUGUUCUGGAUAACGAACAAGCAGUCUUGGACCCUGCUGUGCGUGAUAGCUGUCACAAAUGUCUGGAGGCUUCUAUUCGGCAGUUGGAACACAUCGCUGCUCAUCAUGCUGGCCAUAUGCCUUAUCUGUGGCAAGGGGCGCUGUCUAUUGUUUCGCAGACAUUGUUGGUGAUGGGCGCUACGAUGUCACCAUCUCUCGCAAAUAUUCUCUUGACGCUAGUUCCCCACAGGGAUACCAUUGAUCAGAUCAUAAACGACGUCGUCAUGGAGAUUGAGCGAUAUGCCGUUCUUGCCCCAAGCCUCAGCCUAGCCGCCGAGAUCAUUAAGGAGGCCGAGGUUCGGAGGAGGGCUUACCUGAACGGAUGA
Cryphonectria parasitica EP155 is the source of this 2103-nucleotide messenger RNA. RefSeq lists its product as uncharacterized. Gene Ontology annotation, biological process: regulation of DNA-templated transcription. Lineage: Eukaryota; Fungi; Ascomycota; Sordariomycetes; Diaporthales; Cryphonectriaceae. The transcript has 4 exons. The coding region runs from base 1 to 2103 and encodes 700 amino acids. The record is from RefSeq and is a predicted model, not a curated record. Gene Ontology annotation, molecular function: DNA-binding transcription factor activity, RNA polymerase II-specific; zinc ion binding.